AUGACCCUGAGAUUUUGGCAACUCCUCCAUACUCGUUCUACCCAACCCGCCGUGUUAGAGAUGAAGCAUCGGGGUGUAUCACUGCAGGAUGUCACUAUUGCAUUGCGACCUUUUUAUUUUGCUGUUCAUCCGGAUCGAUUUUCCAGGAAUCCUCGGAUCAGAGCACAAAACGAGAAGUCACUUCAGGUUUUCAAUGGGUAUUUGAACGACUUGUUUCCUAUAUCAAGGAACAUCUGCCCGACCUCCAUCCGUUUUUCGAUUUUAAACAACGAGAAGGACGGUUUUGAAGAUAUAGAAAUCAUGCUUAGUGGAACGGAUCCCAUGAUUUUCAGACGAGCCCUUGAGAGCUGUAAAUUGCCUACAAACGAAAUUUUCCUUUACGAAUCAAAAACCGAAGGUGCUUGGGGGUCGAAGGAAAAUAUAUCUUCGUUUCAAGAAGCCUCAAACAUAAACCAAGAUCUCAUGGAAACUUACUUGCGGAAUAAGAACCGGGAACAUCUCAAAAAUGAUCUCGCAUCCAUUUUGAGGAAGUCUCGCAUGGAUGCUCUACGUAAAUCGAAGGAAGCCGAGAUCACAAAACUGUCACUUAAAGAUGAUAUAAACGAUAUCAAAUGGCGAACCGGUGCUAAAGAUGUGGUUUGGCAGAUGGAUUGGGAAGAGUCACAUAUGAAGAGAUGUUUGGGUAAUUUGAAAAGGCUUCUUAAUCAAGCUACACCGGCGACAAAACAAUCUAUUAUUCAGGCUCUGUACAAGAACAUCCUGAGGUUUGGACGCGGUUCUUUUGUGUGUUGUGAUGGUUCAAUUCAACUUGGAGCUGAUAAUGUGCCAGAACAAUGGGAGCAGGUAAGACAUGAGACUCGUUCAUAUUUGCCAAAACUAGGAGAUGCUGUUGCUGAAUUGCGACGUUUGCUUGCAGGAGCUGUCGUCAUCGUUCCACCACAUUAUGGCCUCCCUCAAACACUUCAGCAGAUUACAUCACUUACUGCGAGGUUGGUGAAUUCCUUGUUAGUUUCUCUUGGUGAUGUGGUAACAUCAUAUGAUGAGUUGGCAAUUGGUAGGGAUGGUCGACUUCUAAUUCCAUGCAAUGUGGAUAUUUUAUUGCUGUGUGGUUUUUUCAAAGAUUCCGCUGAAGCUUCUCGCUUAGCGGAGCUUGAGGUGAAUCGGGCUGAUUGUGAAUCUCACCUCAAACUAUCUUCAUUGGAAUGGGAGCUUGGAAUGCGUCCAGAGCAGGUACUGCAAUGCAUUCAUCGGCUACGUAGUCUAGACAACGAAGUACGAGAAAGCCUUCGAGGUUUGGGUGUAAAAUUAUCACACAAUCCCAAUGUGUACGUAAUGAGUGAUGGUAGGAUAUCUAUUCCGUUAAAUUGGAUAUGA
Molecule: messenger RNA, 1374 nt
Organism: Angiostrongylus costaricensis
Lineage: Eukaryota; Metazoa; Nematoda; Chromadorea; Rhabditida; Metastrongylidae
Source: the annotation of a GenBank genome assembly